Messenger RNA from Oncorhynchus mykiss (rainbow trout), 2137 nucleotides. The record is from RefSeq and is a predicted model, not a curated record. NCBI's taxonomy places the organism in Eukaryota, Metazoa, Chordata, Actinopteri, Salmoniformes, Salmonidae.
GCAAGUGAUCUACAAAGGACUAAAAAACCCUAUGACGAAGGAACAGCUUGCCAAAUUGUGCAAGACAAUUGUAACCUUCAUCGCACAGACCACCCUGCAGAUCCUGCUGCCAGCCCUGGCCCGCGUACUUGGGGUAAAGGACUUUGCUGACGACGACACUGACUCACCCAAGAGGGGUGGCAGUGCAAGAUCCUUUGCUGCCUUUGAUCAGGAAAGACUGGAGCUCAUCCAGGAAGUUAGAUAUCUGGCGAAGAAAAUGUAUAAGGGCGGCACAGGGGCUCAACAUCUCAGGUCCCUAACACCCUCUUCUAAGAGUUCCCAGACCUCAGUGAAAGUCCUCCUGGGAAUGACAGAGGACAGAAUCAUCAAAAGUGUCCAGGAGCAACUGUCUGAUCAUAAUAUCCUGUCCUCUUGCCCACCUGAGCUGACUGUUGGUCUUAUCAAGGUGGUGGUCGAACAGCUUAACUCUGCCCUCUCUGCGACCAUCAGCAGAGCCAUUUCAGGGCGGUCCUCCCCUAUUUCUUCUGGUACCCAGGCCGCUGAACAAAUGGUCAACAUGGUCCAGAAAUGUUUUGAUGAUCACACCACCCCAGAGGACCAGAGCUCUACCUCUGUAUUAGAGUCAUGCAUUCCACCUGCAACAGAAGAAGUGAUGACUGUUAUCGCAGAGAUGGUGGGUGAAUUGGAAAAAGAAGAUCCGGAAUUGGCUAAGGUUUUUCGAGAAGUGGCUGUGAAAGUUAAAAUGUUGGCAUCUGGCAGUGACCUUGUAGUGGAGCACCUGGAUGUUGAAGACUCUCCUGUUCCAGAGGAGCUGAACAUAAUAUGUACAUCUUGCAAAGCAAUGAUGCAAAAUCUUGGCACUCUGUUUAGUGUGAAGUUCAAGACCAAAGCCUCAAAGGCUGUGAGUGAAAUUCUUGUGAGAAGGUUAAUGAGCGAUAUCUCUGGUAUGGUUCAACCUUCUCAUUCGUUUAGUACCACUCCAAGCUUGAUGAAUGCAUCUAGCCCAUCUGACAGGAUCCUUGAUUCUGCGGCCACUGAGCUCAUACAGACCAAAGUAGAAUCUGAGGCAUCACAAAUAAUUGAUAACUUUGUUGAAGAUGUCAAGGACAUUGUGCAGUAUGCUGAAUUAGAUCAGCCAACAAGCACCCAGAGAGAUACCCAAGUGGGACACUGUACGACAAAGCGGAAACCCUUCCAUGCAGCUCGUAGACUCUGCGAGAGACUUCAGGCAAAGCUGGAGACAUUGUUCCUCAGAAUGGGUGGAGCUCCAGUCCAAGGGGAAGAACUUAUGGAAAAAGCUGACUCCAGUGCUGUGCUUCUGGAGCAUACUGACUCCAGUGAUCUGCCUGUUUCAAUCCUGAGCUUGCCUUCCCCAUGUAGGAGUGAAUCCCCUAUAUCAGAACGUAGUUCAUCUUCUUUAUCUGAUGGAUGUGAUUCAACUGACUCUGUAGGAGAGAAAACACCAGAGCAACCUGAAACCAGUAAGAGUGAGGCAAUACUGCAAGUGGUCAACUCAACAGGACUUGGUUCUCUCCGUAAAUGCCAAAGUGAGAACUCUCAACCAUUACUGUCUCUCUGUGAUUCCAACAUGGUGCCCUGCACCAAAGAGGUCUUGUCCCAGAUUGUGACCAUGUAUAGGUCAGAGGUGGCAGAUUUGGAAUGCACAUCAUCUGUUGCAGAGGGUUCCUCUUACAACUCCCUUGAAGUCUGUGGCUUUUUGGACAGUGUCAUGUCUUAUCUAGAAGACAUGCCUGUGUCUGGUUCUUCAUGGUUGGAAGGAUUAAGAGAUACUCCAGCCUCAGUCAUUGAGAAACUCUCCAGUGAGGAGUUCCAGAUGAACGCUACCAACGAAGUGCGAAAAAUACUGAUCAAAUCAGUCAGUAGCUUUCCCAGCAAAGUCAGUUCCAGCCAGACAGAUUCUCAGAUGUUGCCAGCAAAAUCAACAAUUUCCUUAAGGCAUACAGAUAUAACUGCUUUUGAAAUCGUUGGAUCAAUUACAAAUGACAUGAAGAGCCUUUUCCCACCCACAGAGUCUUCUACUACUCUAUGGCAGGCAGACUCUAUGCUUCAACAGAGUGAUGAGAAAACCUCAGAGUACACUGAGGCCACACCCAAAGAAAGAGCUGUCAAAAUCUGA